UUCACUGGGGCAGGAGAGAGCGAGAGGACACUGUGUACACAACGCGCAGCGGCAGGUGUUAGGAGGGGCGUGUGACACGGCGCCUAGAAACCCGCCGAUGUUUGCGUGAGUCUGUGGCCACGCGAACCCCUCGCCCCCCACCCCGCGCGUCCCCACUACCAAACCACCCGGCGGGUUCCUUCCUUGCGCGUCCACCCGGCCGCUGGUUCGCGCACUGCCGGGCGGCCACGUCCCCCACUCCUCUUCUGAAACGCCACCAAGCUGUGCAUCCUGACCAAUAGACUAUUGGGGGUGUAGGGAGAGCAAGCUACCGGUUUCCGCAAGCAGUUGCAAGAAUAGCAAUCUUGAGGGCUUUUGGAAAUUCAUCAUGAUUGUUGGGCUGAUUACUAAAUUACUAUUUCACCGUACAUUUACAAAGGCUUCCUUUUUCGAUAUGCGUGGCUGGCAUUGAAUGUGCCACCGUUCAUUGAGGCUUCGCCUGUAGGGACAACAACGAAUGGUGCAUAGGGUACACGCCACGCUAAUAUUAAUAGACUGAAUAUUAAUCCAUCUAAUUGCUAUUGCUUCCAUGCGAGAGCUUCGAUAGAAUUUCUGGAGGAGUAGAGACCUCAUCAUUCAAUAUCAUGUGUACUAUACAGGAGAUCCAAAUUGCAAAACUAUACAUUUAUCUUCUAACUUCGCUUUUAAAGAGACACAAGCAAUCAUGAAUAUUGAACAAUAACAACAUUCAACUGGACGUGUCUGUAUGAUCUUAAUUAUUAUUAAAUUUGAUCAAUUAAAACGAAAAUACCCACUUUUUUACCUGAAUGAUGAUUGUUAAAACCAUAAGGUCAAUACACAGGUAAGAGUGCUGAUACAAAAUGAGCAAAAUUCAGAAUCAGUCCACGCCCGGUAAGGUUACACCGCUACAUGUGUUUGCAAAUACCGUAGACAAAGAACCACGUAGUAGUCCGCAUUUUUUAUAACGUUUUACCUGAGCCUAUUAAAUUUCAGAUAUUUUUCGGAUUUUCAGAUUGUUCACAUCGUGUCCUAAUGUAGCAAUAUCUUAAUGCUAACGAUAGUGAUGUCACUUAAAUCCACGUGCCGUCACUUUUGGAAACAAAACAGGAACUUUAUUUCUUUAAGAGUUUUAAAAUUGGGAACAUAUCCCAAACUCGCAUUCGGAAUUCCGGCCAAUAUGCAGCAAUAAGGGGAAACGAGUGAUUGGAUCAGAUCGUCGUGCUGAGAUAGAAUGCAGCAACAGCAGCAGCAGCCACCGUCGCAGACAUUCAACCUCCUUCGUAUGCAAAUGACGGGCGAGCAAGACAAGCAGGGACGUGUGCGAUUGGACGUGGGUACGAACGCGGCCCCUGGCGCCAAGACCUCCAACCCGUAUGCCAUCGACGUGGUGCGGCUGCGCAAGAAAGAGCUCUCCCGGGGCAUCAUCAACACGGAGCAGCUGCUCGAAUCGCUUGUGGAGCACGGCGUGCUCAGCUAUGACAAGAGGAUGGCGCUGUCGACGCUGCGGACACGCGAGGAGCGCAACACGCGGAUGCUCGAGAUGGUGGCGCGGUCCGGCGAGCGGGCGUGCCGCCUCUUCUUCCACCCAUGCCUCAAGCAGGCCGAGCCCGAGCUCUACUCCACCAUUCGCCGCUACGUGGGCGAGGUGUCGCGCCAGGUAGGCGACAGCCGACGCCAGCUCAUCGGCUACCUGCUCGAGAGAGACAACGGCAGCCUGGAGGAGUUUGAGAAUGGCGACGAUCCGCCCAGCAAGGUCAAGGUGAUCACCCGCAAGCCCAGGAAGAUGCCGGUGGGAGACGCCCCUCCGCCCAAGGUGGAGAAGCCGGCACAGGAGCCAGAGCCGCCACCGCCGCAGCCGCAGCCCGAGGUCCUGGUGGUCACCGAUGAAGCGACCUUCAAGGCUGCAAUCGAUGGAGACCUCGCCUACUUCGAGAGGGCUUCUCUGACAAGCGGCGACGUGAACAAGGUGAAUGAGAGGAAGGAGACCCUGCUUCAUCUGGCCGCCGCACAGGGCCAUGCCAGCUUGGUGGAGUUCCUGCUGAAGAAGGGAGCCAAGUUCAACAUGAAGGAUGUAAACGGGCGAACCGCGCUUCACGCGGCGGCCGAGAAUGGCCAAGAUGCAGUGCUCCGAUUGCUGCUGAGCGCCGGGGCUGACGUUUACGCUCUGGAUAACAAGGGGGAGAAUGCAGCCGAGCUGGCCUUGAGAAACAACCACACGAGCGCCGCGAGCAUCCUUGUGGAGCACGAGAAGACGCGGCGAGACCGCAGGAGGCACCUCAUCCACAUGGCGGCCCUCAAGAACGAGAGCCGCGUCGUGGCCGCGCUGCUGCAAUGCGGGGCCAAUGUGGCCUCUCCGGAUGAGAAGGACCGCACGGCGCUCUACUACGCUGUUACCGGCGGCUUCACAGAGACCGUGCAGGUCCUCCUGGCGGCCGGCGCCAAGUGCGACCAUGACCUCGUCGACAUGGCGUUUGACGCCAACAAUGCAGGCAUGUUUGAGCUGCUGCUGCUGAGCCACGCGCUUGGGGAGAUGUCGGACGAGGCCAAGGCGAGGCUCCUCUUCAAGGCUGUGGAGCGAGGCCUCGAUGGCACGGUGCUCGCGCUGCUCAAGCAAGGCGCCGACCCCAACGCGGCGGACGCUGGGAGGUCCUCCUACACGCCGCUGCUGCUUGCGGCAGAGAUGGGUCACGCGGAUGUGGCGCUGGUGCUGCUGGAGCAGGGCGCCCGCGUCGACGUCAGGACGUCGGACUCCAGCUCCGCGCUGCACCUGGCGAGCGGCAAAGGUCACGUGUCGACGGUGCAACUGCUCCUCGGCAAGGGCCUGGCCGUUGGUGUCACUGGCCACCUGGAGCGAACGGCCCUGCACUCCGCGGCCGCCGAGGGCCACCUCGCCGUGGCGGAGCUCCUGCUGCGGGAAGGGGCCAAGGUCGGCGCGGCAGGCAGGGACGGCGCCACGCCGCUGCAUCUUGCUGCCGAAUCAGGCCACGUGGAGGUGGCCCGGUUGCUGGUGAAGAACGGCGCCGACCCCGGCGCAAAGGACAAAAAGGGCAAGACACCGCUGCACUUGUCUGCGAUGGGUGGCGACGUGCACCUGCUCGAGGUGCUGCUGGAGGAGAAGCGAGCCGACGUGAACGUGGCCGAUGGAGAGAAGAAGACCCCUCUCCACCUGGCGGCGGGACACGGCCACGUGUCGGCUGUGUCGCUGCUGCUGGCCAGGGGAGCCAAGGCUUUCUCGCGCGACAUGGACGGCAACGCCGCGCUCCACUUCGCCGCUGCCGCUGGCAGCGCGGAGGCCACCGGGGUGCUCCUGGAGGCCGGCCGCGCGGGAAAGACCAACAGCAAGCGCAAGUCGGCCGCCGACGAGCGCAACACGUGGCGCAAGACGCCACUGCACAUCGCGGCCGAGACGGGGCGGCCCGAGCUGGUGGAGCUGCUGCUCAAGAGCGGCGGCGCGUCGCUCAACGCCCUGGACAACUCGCGCGACACCCCCCUGCACUGCGCUGUCCGGGGGGCCCACGUGGCGGCGGCCAGACUCCUGGCCGGGUGGGCCGAGGGCCCCGAGAAGCCGAACCUGUUUGCCGCCAACGCUCUGGACAAAACGCCGCUGCAGCUGGCGGAGGCAGGCGACACGGACGGUCACCGCGAGAUCGCCACCCUGCUCAGGAAGAAAAUGAGGAUCAUAUAACAAUGUGCACGGCUCGCGAGUUUCCUGACCCGCCCGGUUGUGAACAUCAGAGCCGUGCAGGGCAUGCAACUCAUCAGUGCCGCGCCACAUGAGGGUUGCCACCUCUGAGACAUACAUUUCCGGGACAAAUUGUAGGAGUUAAAGGAAUGUCUAGACAAUACCGGAAGAGGGGAGAACUGCACGUAAAUGUCUUGGUGUGGUGUACAGUAUGAUGAUGAUGAUUAUUGUUAUUACAAAGCAAAUGGCAAUAAAUACAGGACUUUUAAUAUCCUGGAAAAUCUGUAAGACUUCCCAGGACAGCGAUCUCAAUGACGAUUCUUGGAAAACACAAUGUGGCAAAACACAAUCAGAAUCUGUAUUCAUCCUGGAGGAAUCCGAUGAGCGAUGAAGCUCUUCUGACCCACUCCAGUAGGGUCCAGAGGCCUUCUCUGCUGGCUUAGAGAUUGUCAGAAUCAGAAAAAUGUAUUUUUAUAAUUUAAUAUAUAUUUUUUCAUUAAUGCUAUAUGUAUUUUACAAAGUUCGUUCCCAUCAGUCUAUUAAUGUCAUUUCAUGGCUACUCUUUCCCUCAGUUGUGCUGCUUUUACUACAGCUCACAUAAAUUAGAGCUUUUACCAAUCAGAUUUUCCACCUGUGCCGUCUCAGCCUCUCUGGGUGAAAAAUCUACCCUGAGGCCUUCAGGUUGCCAUGUUGGGCGUAUUCUUUGACACGCCAGAGCCUUCUAGCUGGCCGAGUCGCCUACGUUCGCAUUUUUCGUGUGGCGUGAUCGGAGGGCCAGUUAGCUAACUGAAGUAAAACUAGCUAGCACAUAAUGUAGCAUCAUUUAAGAUGUAUUUAAACUUUCCUUCGUGACUUUUAGAUUUUUAAAUGUAGUGCUUUAGAUUUUUUUCUUCUGUGGGGAAGCCUGUUGAAUCCUGAUUGUGUUAUUUGUGUUUUACGGCUGGUUGUUGUGAGUUUGUUCUUGUUUCUUUGGUAAUGACAUUGAUUUGGGCUAUGCGAUGUUUAUUUGUGAUGCAGCAUCCUCUCAUACUGUAAUAGUGGUACAUCCUUGAUGGUUUCAGUCACCAUGUAUUCAUGUCUUUGCCAAUUAGUGUAUUGUAACUCUCAUAGGUGUUGAUCCUCGUGUUAAAUCACUUUAUUCCACUCGAUAAAGGUUACUGUUACUGUGAAUAUGGUGUGGUUACGUCGAAUGACAACAGCCUAUAGCCCUAGUGUCAUGGUGAGGUUAUUCGAAGGCUGUUUAAUUGCGGGAGGAUAGCACUGAAGGCCUCGGUGUAAAAUACACGGCCCACCACUGGUAGGGUCAGAAUGCUACAACAACACACAAACAACAACAACAAACAAACAUGCUAUACAUGCGACAUGAUCAAAACAUAUCCCAUACCUGUCAACCCCUCAUCAGUGCCCUACCUUAUUACAGAACAAUUCAGACCUUAUUGGUCACCCCGUGCCUUUAUAAAUCUCAACGUUCAUCCUACAAAGGCCCAUCACAAGGGAGAAACAUAAACAAAUAGACAUUUGUUUUAUUUCGAAACGGCUGUAAAAUUUCUUGCACCAGAAUACGGGUAAACGGUAUGGGUUGAUAGGUAUAUCCGGGUUGAUUGAACUUAAAAUUUGCAAUGUUGGCACAUGACAGCACUCCCCUAGUCAAGUAUGUAUGUUGAACUUCUUUCCCACCGCACGUAGCUAAACACGCGAAUCGGAGGUGCGGGCGAAGGAAAACAAACUAAACACAACAAAGCGGUUCUAAAGAAACGAGUUUUCAAUCUCCAUUGAAAAGUCACGCAUGCGUUUUGUUGAAAACCGCACAAUAUCGAAUUCACGUUUUGUUGUUAGAAGGAUUCCCCCCCCCCGCCUUCCCAAUCAUCACAUACAGGGGGGAGGGGCCCGGUACGCGGGGGGGGGGGCACGCGGGUGCCCAGU
Molecule: messenger RNA, 5605 nt
Organism: Petromyzon marinus (sea lamprey)
Lineage: Eukaryota; Metazoa; Chordata; Hyperoartia; Petromyzontiformes; Petromyzontidae
Product: CARD- and ANK-domain containing inflammasome adapter protein-like
Biological process (GO): regulation of apoptotic process
Molecular function (GO): protein binding
Source: RefSeq, a predicted model, not a curated record